This is a messenger RNA of Aspergillus calidoustus, 312 nucleotides long. Lineage: Eukaryota; Fungi; Ascomycota; Eurotiomycetes; Eurotiales; Aspergillaceae. The record is from the annotation of a GenBank genome assembly.
AUGUUUCCAACUGCCCGUCUUCUCCAGGCCGCUCGGGUGACAUUCUUCACUCGCGCUGGCUGCGGGCUUUGUGAUACCGCCAAAAACACCGUGGCCCAGCUGCAAAAGCGGCGGCCUUUCGACUACACCGAGGUAGACAUAAUGGUUCCUGGCAACAAAGAAUGGAAGGACGUUUACGAGUUCGACGUCCCUGUUCUACAUGUCCAGUCUGCCAAUACGGCUGGGGAAUUGUCCGACCCGAAAAAGCUUUUUCAUCGAUUUACAGAAAAGGAGGUGGAAUCUCUCGUUGACGACGCGGAAAAGGCGCAAUAA